Molecule: messenger RNA, 1087 nt
Organism: Condylostylus longicornis
Lineage: Eukaryota; Metazoa; Arthropoda; Insecta; Diptera; Dolichopodidae
Product: nitric oxide synthase-interacting protein homolog
Exons: 4
Coding region: 123-1007 (294 amino acids)
Cellular component (GO): nucleus
Molecular function (GO): ubiquitin protein ligase activity
Source: RefSeq, a predicted model, not a curated record
UCAACGUCAAAAUUGUUAUAAAUAAUUGAAAAAAACUUUGAAGGCAAUUGACAACAAUUAAUUGUAAAAUCAAAAUAAAUAACUAAUAAAUAAUUUAAAAUCCCAUAAAAAGAAAAAUUGUAAUGACUCGACACGCAAAGAAUUGCACAGCUGGAGCAGUUUAUACUUACCACGAAAAGAAAAGGGAUGCUCAGGAAUCUGGAUAUGGGACAAACAGUCGCCGAAUUGGUAAAGAUUCAAUUAAAAGUUUUGAUUGCUGCUCAUUAACAUUACAACCAUGUAGAAAUCCGGUUGUUACAAAAGAUGGCUACUUAUUUGAUAAAGAAGCAAUUCUUCAAUAUAUUAUUACUAAAAAAAAUGAACACAGCCGUAAAUUAAAAGAAUAUGAAAAGUUAAAGAAGCAAGAAGAAGCUGAAAAUUUCCAGAAAUCUGUUUUAGAAGAACAAAAACGAUUAGAGAAAUUCAUAAAUACUGAAAAUAAUAUUACAUCAAAUGCAUCAAAAAUUGGACAUAAAAUUGGUAAUUCAAGUAAAUCAGAUUCAAUUUCAAAUAUGGAUAAUGGAAGAGAUAAAGAAUUACCAAGUUUUUGGAUACCAUCACAAACUCCAACUGCAAAAGCAUCUAAAAUUCAAAAACCUGAUCCAACAAUUUAUUGUCCCGUAUCACAGAAACCAUUAAAAGCAAAAGAUUUAAUAGAUAUUAAAUUUACUUUAGUUAAAGAUGAUUCAGAUAAAAGAUCUUUAAUUGUAAAAGAUAAUAGAUAUAUGUGUCCAAUUACACAUGAUAUUCUUAGUAAUUCAGUACCAUGCGCUGUAUUGAGACCAACCGGUGAUGUUGUUACAAUGGAAUGUGUUGAAAAAAUCAUUAAAAAAGAUAUGAUGCAUCCAAUAACAGGACAAAAAAUAACAGAAAAAGAUAUUAUACCUCUUCAAAGAGGUGGCACUGGAUAUGCAACUACUAAUGAUAACUUGGAAGGAAAAGAUGAAAGACCAGCUUUACAAGCUUAAGAGCGUUUUACUUCUCUCAAAAUUAAUAUUUUGUAUGAAAAAGUUAUCAAGACAUUUUCAAUUAUUCAAUAAAAUUUCUA